Messenger RNA from Microplitis mediator, 2802 nucleotides. RefSeq names its product serine proteinase stubble. Gene Ontology annotation, molecular function: serine-type endopeptidase activity. The coding region runs from base 295 to 2802 and encodes 835 amino acids. NCBI's taxonomy places the organism in Eukaryota, Metazoa, Arthropoda, Insecta, Hymenoptera, Braconidae. The transcript has 9 exons. Gene Ontology annotation, biological process: proteolysis. The record is from RefSeq and is a predicted model, not a curated record.
CUGAGCGCGUGAGACUCACGUUCAUUCCUUGGUCAGUACCCCAGUGGUGUUCGUCAUUAACAUCACACACAUUCAAAUUAAAUGAUUUCGAAAUUAUAAUUAUAUAUAUGGCCCGAAAAAAAUUUAGUGAUGAUUUCAGUUAUCGAUAACUCGCGCCCGCGAGUCAGUGUUGUGUAAAAAAAAAAAUUUAUUUUAAAAAAAAAUUUGUUUUUUGGUUUAUUUGAAUUUUAUUUAAUAAGUGAGUGGAAUGAACAGAUAACUUGAAGCUAAAUAUUACGCAUAUGGGGAACCAGGAUGCGGUGGAUCGGUUACGUGGCCACGAUUCUCUGGUGGUCGAACGUCAUCAGUUGUCUCAGCACGCUGAAUCGAGGUCACAGUUACAAAAUAACUCCAAAACCAUGUCGAGUUGCUGGUCAAAUUACUGGGCAACAAGUACACGGAACAUGUAUGUUUGUAUGGGAGUGUAUAAAGUCACAAGGUACACAUGUAGGCGUCUGUGUCGAUACAUUUAUGUUCGGCAGCUGUUGUGUCCAUAACAAUGAAACGUAUCCCACUAAAUUACCAUCAUCAUCAUCAUCAUCAUCAUCUGCAUCUGCAGCAGUAUCGGCUGGAGUACCAUCAACUCAAGCUCAACUGUCAGGAGCGGCAUCAAUAAUAAACUCAAUAACCAGUUUAACAGGCACUAAUCAUGUAACCAUAACAACUGGUGAGCCAUCCCGAUUAUCCGACACGACAUUAAAUAUCCUGACGACUUUGAGGCCAAUAAGCAUUAUCUCCACUACUACUGCAUCAUCUCCAUCUCCAUCUCCAUCUUCAUCUUCAUCUUUAUCUACAUCUACAUCUACAUCAUCGACAGCAACGGCAGCUAAAGUUACGACACCGUCGACAACCACAACGCCGACAAUAAAAACAACGACCAGACAAAGACCGUUGGGUAUAAAUCGGCCGAAACGACCCCACGUACCCUCCUUACACGAGAUCCAAUCAUCGCCGGCUCGAUUACCAGACGAUGGUAAAAAUCAAAUGGUUGAUGAAAUCGAGGCUAAUCAAGGUUUAACACCUAAUCAAUUAUAUUCACAAGCUAAUACUGUUAAGUACUCAACUAAUAGACCGAUUGUUAAUCCGGUUGACGAUGAUCAGGAUGAAAAUAAUAUUAUUAAUGAAACGAAUCAAGAUCACAUAACAUCAGCGAGCUCGAACUCGAUCCGCACUGAGAAGCCACCCUGGCUCGCAACGAACCCCACCUACCCGAAAACCCACCCCGGGGCGAACCCGAACUUAGACCGACCCAACUUCAUCUCCAAGCCAGAAACCAAACCAAUGAAACCCUGGACCACUCGUCCCACUGAGUCGCCCAGCACGGAGCCAUCCAUCCACUGGACUCUCACCACCGAGCCAGCCUUCAUCACCAAACACAAGACCACCAGCCGCCCGACCAUCUGGUCGUCCGAGUUGUGGACCACCACCGGACACCGGCCCUGGCCCAACGACGGGGACCGCGUCAACGACGAGGAUUCCCCCGCCAACGCCAACUCCGAUCGCGAUGACAAUGACACCAGCAAACCAGAUAAUCAAGAUCACAAGCCUGAUUACAUCAACCCACUAAGUCAUCAUCAGUCUGGACAUCAUCAAUCCCAUGCGUCCCCAAAUCACAAGGAUCAGCAUCAGCCCCAGCAGACUCAGUCCCAGUCCCAGUCUCCGACUCAGUCUCAGUCUCAGUCUCAAACCCAGACCCAGAAUCAGAACCAGAACCAGAACCAGAACCAGAACCAUCAGCAACACAGUCAUUACAUAACGACUGCUGAUAAACCAACGAGAAGACGGACACCCCAGCCACCACGAAUCGCUGCCACGACGGCCAGUCCCAAGGACCAAUCGACUGCUGCUCAGUCGCAGGCCCAAUCCCAGACUGCAGCGACCACGAUGUCGACUACUACGAUAGCGUCGACUACGAGGAAGUAUCAAGGCUCGAUCCCGACGGUUUCGGCGGUGACGGGUCAGGCAGUUGACGGUCGGCAUGGAAGCCAGUGCGGGAUCCCGCCCCUGUUCCCUAGACCCGAGACCAGGAUCGUCGGGGGCAAAGACGCCCCCUUCGGAAGGUGGCCGUGGCAGGUCAGUGUGAGACGGACCUCGUUCUUCGGUUUCUCUAGCACUCACAGGUGCGGGGGCGCUGUUUUGAACGAGAACUGGAUCGCGACUGCCGGACACUGCGUCGAUGAUUUGCUGACGUCGCAGAUAAGGAUCCGGGUUGGGGACUACGAUUUCUCUAGCGUUCAAGAAAGGCUUCCGUAUGUCGAAAGAGGGAUCGCCAAAAAAGUGGUACAUCCUAAGUACAAUUUCUUCACUUACGAGUACGACCUGGCGUUGGUGAGACUGGAAACCAGUCUGGUAUUCGCCCCCCAUAUUUCCCCGAUAUGUUUGCCGGCGACUGAUGACCUUCUCAUCGGGGAAAACGCAACCGUUACCGGAUGGGGACGUCUUUCUGAAGGGGGAACGCUGCCUUACGUCCUACAAGAGGUUUCCGUUCCGAUCGUCAGUAACGAUAAAUGUAAAUCGAUGUUCCUUCGCGCGGGAAGACACGAAUUCAUUCCAGACAUUUUUCUGUGUGCGGGAUAUGAAAAUGGCGGCCAAGAUUCUUGCCAAGGUGACUCUGGAGGACCAUUACAAGUACGUGGCAAAGACGGCCGCUACUUUUUAGCAGGGAUAAUUUCCUGGGGAAUCGGCUGUGCCGAGGCCAAUUUACCUGGUGUUUGCACUAGAAUAUCCAAAUUUGUACCUUGGAUACUUAAAAAUGUAACUUAA